CGCACAAACCGACCCAUCGCUGUUCAGAUCAGAAGGUUUUUACUGUUUACCUCUGAUCACAUUGUUUUUUUUACACGUUACGUCCUGUUAAGGUUUUUUUUCCCAUGUUAUAUAAUUUGACCCCUCUUUUUUAUAUUGUUAUCAUCUGACGUCAUCAGCCAGCUCCAGGAAGGUCUGAGCGGCUCGCGCCUGCUGCAGCUUCCAGACCUGCUAGCUAAACAGCAGGAAAACAAAACGCUGCGACGCCUCCAGCUCGGCCGGCAGCGCUCCGAAAAGACGGCGCAGAGAGCGACUGGGCUCCGCUGUUGUGAUAUCGCACGUCUGAAUGUGUGCAGAUAAGGUACAGCGCGGUUUUGCACUGACUUGAACCUUUUUAUGCAACCCGCCCUGAUCACCAGGCACGACGAUGUCCGACGCUGCUAACGCUACUUCAACAGACAACAACGGAGACUCUGGGCUAAACGGCUCCUGGGUGGAGUUGGAGAUGAACAGAGGCACAGCUGCCUCGGUCCAAUCCACUUCCACCGCCGGGCUGGCCUCCGGUCUGCUGCCCCUGCCUCAGGUGGAGGAAGAGGAGGCCAUGGUGGGGGGGCUGGAGCAUGUCCCAUCCUCAUCCUCCAUCCACAACGGAGACAUGGAGAAGAUCCUGUUGGAUGCUCAGCACGAGUCGAGCCGCAGCAACUCCUCCUGCGACAGCCCGCCACGGCCCCAUAGCCCCCAGGACGAAGGACAGAUCAUCUUUGACGUGGACGGAAGAAGAGACAGCCAAUCAGAGGAGGAUGCCUUGGAUAAGGAGAGGGACAUGGACAUCCUGAUGAAGGACGCAGACUGGGUUGCUGACUGGUCCAGUCGACCAGAAAACAUUCCCCCCAAGGAGUUUCAUUUCCGUCACCCUCGACGUUCAGUAACUCUAAGCAUGAGGAAGACCGGGGUCAUGAAGAAAGGAGGAAUCUUCUCUGCUGAGUUCCUCAAAGUCUUCAUCCCCUCGCUGCUACUAUCACACAUCCUCGCUCUGGGGCUAGGGGUCUACAUUGGAAAGAGGCUGACCACGCCUCCUGCCAGCUCCUUCUGAACCUGAACCUGAAGAAAAGUGCCUGAGAAGUGGCCACGAGUUGUUGAGGAAAGUUUUGCUGUUGUGAGAAGAAUGUGUGUCUCCUCCCUCUGCCCCGCCUGCCCCCCCCCCCCCCCCCCCCCCCCCCGCCCCCCAUCCCUGAGAUACGACAUGUUCUCAGGUGAAAUGCAUCUGUUUUCUUCUUCUUCUUCUUCCUCUUCUCUUUCUCCUUCUUCUCUCUUUCUUGAGCUGUUCUGUCUAUAGAUAUUCCCCUCUCUCCCCCUCUUAUAUCCUCUCAUUUGUAAAAGCUUUUCAAGGAACGAAUAAGGUCAUAUUUUCCAUUUUUUUUUCUCUGAGACUGGGUUUAAGUGUUUCUAGCGGAUGGGUUUUCAGGGAGGGUUGCAGCAUCGAACCAAACUCUUUGCCCUUUGAUCCGAAAACGGGGAGGACUGUCCAGUUUGACCACAGAUUGUGCCACCUACACCAGUAGCCCAACACUCGAUCUCGACAGAACGGGGUCGACUAAAUUCACAGUUGGCUACACGAACUGAAAACGUGAUCAUGCCUUUUUUUAGUAGCCAUUUUAUUUUAGAUAAUAUCAUCUUUUCUAUUUAUUUUACAACAGCGGGCUUUUACUGAAAGCUGUAAUGAGUUACCACAGUGGCCAUCCCAAACCACAAGUGUUCAUGAAUUGCACUGGGGGAGUCUGGUUCUGUCUGAUGUACGAGAGAUAAAGAAGUUCAAAUCGGUGAAUAUUCGGCAAAGGGACAGUAGCUGGAGGUCAGGGUGUAGACUAGUAGAUUAGAUAGCCCUCUCAGUGUGUACACUAACAGUAUUGUGUGGUUGGGGUCUUGGUAACAGAGUUGGGGGGGAGUCCACGAAGUUUAGCGUCUGUCCAAACCAUGUGUGUCUGUUGGUGUUGUCGUUCCAAAGCCUCCUGGUUCGUCUGCUACAUAUCGUAGAGCUAGUUCAACCCUGACCGCUCAUUUCUGCUACUUUUACUCCCGAUUGGAUCUGAAUAUCAUCUGUGCUGAAAGUUUACGAUCGGUGCAUGUUUUUUUAAGUAACCGAGAAUAAUUUGGGGUAAAAAAAAAAUGUAAGAUUUGAUGCAUUUAUUUUGGCUAUCUUUGAGUGGCUCUUGUUCUAAAAGUUGUAUCCCGGAAGAUUUAUUUUCAAGAUUGUUUUAUGAAUCUCUCUUUGCGUUCUAACACUCCAGGGUUCAUUUGCCAAAAUGUCGAUGAAUCGACCCAACUCCAGGUUCAGUGCGUUUGGACAGACUGAAGUUAUGGAGCCUUUCUUUCGCUGUAGCAGCAGCUUCUGAUCGACUGAAGGUAGAUUUAUUUCAACAUCAGAGGCUUUACUUUUGAACACACGUACUUGGUGAGCGGCUUGAGUAAAGUCGUGUACUCCACCAGCGUGGAAAGCUUUAUCAGACAUCUGCUUCACUGCGGUAUUUCUGAGGCCAGACGCUGCUUUGUUUCCGAGUUGAAUCUUAUUUCAGUGGAUCUUAUCAAACACCAGCUCUCUAGAACUUUCGACCUAGAGUGUUAUUCUACUGCAUGAGACUUUUGUAGCAAACUUUAUCCUGUGAAUAAAAUAAUUUCUAGAGACCUGGUGUUCACAUGGAGCUGAAAUCUGACUUUCUUUCGUUGAUUAGUUCUGGCUUAGUUUGUUAAUAUUUUCAUUACAUUAACUUUAAUAUUUAUUAAAUGACUGAUAAUAAAAAUACUGAGGUUGAGCUCAGUUUUGGUUUCUAUUUUGUCUUUUGCAGUUUGGUGUCAUAUUCAGGAGCAAGAAAACAGGAAAAGCUUCAACUGUGAUCAGUGUCUUUAUGAAAUAAUCUGCGGCAAAUGCUUGUUUCUGCCAAAUAAUAGAUGAAAUAUGUGGAAAAAAAUACUCUGUCAAAAAAUGGAAAUGCAGUGAAUUAAGAGUAAACCUGCGGUAUGUCUUUAUAUUUAGAGACGCUGGACCAUGCAAAUGAAAUACUCUGCAAUAUUUUAAUCAUCAUUUCUUCUCUAUUAUGGAUUCACUUAAAGAUCUGUUUUAAAGAAAAACCUUAAUGUUAAGACCUGGUGUGUGUUUUUUCAGUGGUACAACUGAAACCGUUAGUAAAUAAAAUGCACGAUCCUGUCGGUCCUCUCAGGUUUUUAUCUCCAGCUCCGUGUUUUUCUUCUCAUGAGCCUCAGAAAUACCGCACUGUCGUUUAUGCAACGUUAAUGCUUCAGCCUCGUUUGUACAUGUAGCUUUGGAAAUCCACAUUGUGAAUUUUUUUUUUUUUGUUUGUUUUUUUUUAUGUCGGAGAAGGAUAAGGAUUGUAAAUCCACAGAGCAUUAGUUCUUAACGCUGAACCUGAAUCAAGUAAAAUUUGUAAAUUAAAAACUGAAAUCCCUGUCGUUGUCACAGUCGAAGGCCGGGUCGGAUGUAAAUGUGAAAUGAAAGGUGUUGAGAGAGAUUCCCCUCAGACUGCGAUGGUAUAACAGUAGUUAUUGUAAUGAGACAUUUGCUUUAAUUUUCUGUUUCCCACUACAUUGGAAAAUUGAAAACCAUUUUUGUCAUUAAACAUGACCUGAAUGAAA
Sphaeramia orbicularis (orbiculate cardinalfish) is the source of this 3627-nucleotide messenger RNA. It is a transcript of the gene bnip3lb, whose product is annotated as BCL2 interacting protein 3 like b. Gene Ontology annotation, biological process: mitochondrial outer membrane permeabilization; defense response to virus; positive regulation of apoptotic process. The transcript is spliced from 6 exons. Lineage: Eukaryota; Metazoa; Chordata; Actinopteri; Kurtiformes; Apogonidae. The record is from RefSeq and is a predicted model, not a curated record. Bases 407 to 1072 code for a protein of 221 amino acids. Gene Ontology annotation, cellular component: mitochondrial envelope; nucleus; nuclear envelope.